Molecule: messenger RNA, 6538 nt
Organism: Dreissena polymorpha
Lineage: Eukaryota; Metazoa; Mollusca; Bivalvia; Myida; Dreissenidae
Exons: 13
Coding region: 127-2655 (842 amino acids)
Cellular component (GO): plasma membrane
Source: RefSeq, a predicted model, not a curated record
AGUAAACCAUGCCGGUACGAUGUCAACACUUUAACCGAUUAAAAUCUCGCGUUACAAAUAUGCACAACAAUAUUCAACGCUUAAUACGUGUAUACUAACUCAAACAGAUGAUUAUGAUACGGACGUAUGCGUAUUGUUUAUCUUGGAUGCUAUGUCGAUGACUGGGAUCGUGUCCUUGAUGUUGAGUUCGACAUUUCUGACAAAAACACACCAGAGGAGUGUGUAAGACGUUGCUGGGAAUUCAGAUAUGCUGGCGUGGAGUCCGGGAACGAAUGCUUCUGCGGUAAUACAAUGCACAAUCCACAUGAAAGUCCAGACACGGAGUGUGCUGAUCUCUGUCCUGGAGACGACAGCGAGAUUUGUGGAGGUCACUGGAGAAUAAGGGUCUUUACCAAUUGGGUCACAGCAUGUGGACCGACGCCAACAAUUGCAAAUGGAAUCGCAACGCUACGCAAGGGUUCUAAUUUAACAUACGGUUCAAUCGCUGAUGUUUACUGUGACCCGGGUUUCAUUGACAAACCAACAAUCACUUGCCUUUUGAACACGUCAUGGGAAACAGCGGCCUGCGAACAAAUAGGCGAAGAGUACUACAUUACAACGAGUACCAAUACUUGGAAUAAGGUUCCUGAGGACUGUCGAUUGGCACAACCAGAAUAUGAGCAUAUAUAUGAUACAGGGAAAACUUUUCUGAGAAGGAAAAUCACUCUAAAUUCGUCGCUUGGACAUGACUUUUGGAUUGGAUAUUUCAAGGCCUUCACAGAAUUUCAAUAUCAUGGUUGUUCAGAUUUAUCAACGUCUGAUUUUCGAAACGUAUCGAGUCUCGUUGAUUGCCAUUAUACAUGCAAUGGAUCUUACUUUGGAUUAUUUUUUUCGUCGAAUAAGUUGAAAUGCAACUGUCUGGGUAAACUACCAGCUUACCUUACGAAAACAAAUUGCAAAACACGUGGUGAUUUCGUUUGUGGUACAAGCAGCUCUCAAGCCAUAUACAGAUUCACAAAUGACAAAACAUCAGGGGAUGAACACACAAACACCAUUGCUAAUAUGUGCAAGGCAUCUUCUUCAAAUGCAAACGACUCCGCUUGGGUCAAGUGUGAUGAUGAAAACAAUAAAAGGCAUAUGUGGUGUAGACACGCCACAAGUAAAGUUACCUUUGUAUCUGGAUCGACGUUUGCUACUUGGAAUGCAGCUAAUGACAUCUGCGCUAACCGAAGUGCAUUACCGUCUGCGGCGGUAGGCUACACUGGCAGCAGUUUCGAAUAUUUUUCGUUUACAAAUAUGUUUCGGAACUGGACCCUCCAUCAAGAAAACGGGAGUAUCAGUGGUGGCCCGAUGAUGUUUGCUUACGUGAGUCCAAACUCGUCGGAGAUCAAGUUUUCUUCCAUCGCAACGGCGUCAAAGAAUUUCUUAUGUUUAGGACCUAAGCUGACUAGUACACGUAGCAUUUCUGUAACAUCACCGUCGAAUACAACAACAACGUUUCAAACAAGUGGGACAACAUAUACGACACGAUCAUCCUCCUCAACAAUAACGCCAACAUUAACUAUCAAACCCGUUACAUCACCAAUAACAAGACAAUCAACUUCCACAACAAAUGUUCAGACGAUCGGGACAACAUAUAAUUCACGGGACACCGCCCCAACAACUACGAAAGCAACAUCACACGACACAGCAACAUCACCGAAGAAUAUUCAAUCAACAACGUCUUUGACAGCGAUUGACGGUCAAUCUGAUGUUUCUAAACAACAAGAUUCUAAAGAAUCUACGACUACGGCUGUAGCAGCAGGGGUCUCAGUUACAGUUGCAAUAGUGGUUUCUGCUGUGGUGAUUGUCAUAUUCCUCAAAUACAAAAAGAAAUUGUGUUUCGCAAACACAAAGAGGUCCAACUUGGAGAACAUAGACGAUAACCACCACAUAUCGUUAGCGAGAGUUGAAUCAAAACCAGACGCAAACUUCCAAACCACAGGAGGAUCGGUGUCGAAUCAUACUUACAUUUCUCUGCAGAACGCAAGCAAAUGUACCAAGGACGCUGAUAAAUAUAAUCCCGUUGCCUUCACUGACGUUACCUAUCAAAAUACGAAUAUCACAAAGAGAAGCCUUGACUUAGAAGCCCGUGCCUACUUUGUGUUAGAGAAGGACAUAUGUGAGCAACAGAGAAACACUGACAAGUCCAUUCCAACAGACAAACUCGACUACUUUGUUCUAGAAAAACAACAACCAAAUAUUGGAAACGGAAACGGUGUUUCAACAAAUGAAGUGCAUCCAUACUUUGUUCUGGAGAAAGACGGUGAUCAAUCUGUCCACGCCAGACUUCCAAAAGAAGCAAAUUCUUACUUUGUAUUAGAGAAACAAACCAAUGGUAACUUAACACCAAUAAAUGCAGACAAUGCACGUGACUUGGCACACGAUGAUGGAAAUAUGUAUCAAGAGAUAGAUUCGCAUGACACAUACUUGGGUAUUGAUGAUUCAAGAGAGAGCGACACCGAUUACGAUUACACUAACAAGGCAUUCAGGAACUCGAACAUGGAAAUCUCCGAGAACGUUUACAACCAUCUUAACUCUGCUGGCGACGAGUAUGAUCAUGUGGGCAAAGGGCAAAACAACGAUAUGGCGAUAGAAAAUAAUUAUGACUUUACGUCUGAUGCCGUUAGAAAAUAAGCAUGGCUAUCGAAAAGAAACUUGCUGGAUGUGUAAAUAGUAUUUGCCUUGAUAUACCUGCUCAUUUUCCCUUGUAGUUAAUUUCAUUUUAUUAAAAAAAUAUCUUUAAUAACAGAAUGAUAAUGUAUAUAAAUUUGUUUAUAUUUGUUAUUUAUGUAGCAUAAAUUAUAGCAUAUUACUUGAUCUUGUUUACGCUCUUAUUCACAUAUGUAACAGAUAUCAUCUCGAGAAUUGAAAGGUGCAGAGAAACGCAAGAUCAGGUGGAUUUUUUUUACGUGCAGCUAUGCUCAUGUAUCAGUACGGAAAUGAAUAACUCUGUUCCGAAAUUCUGUGAUUCAAAACAUGUCAGAAAAAACACAAAAAGCCUUUUUGGAAUGAACGCCUGUCCGAACUAUGGAGUGAUUUAUGCGCCAAAGAAAAACUUUAUAGCAAGUGCAAAGGGACUCGUUCGAUUAAAAUUGCGAAGAGAAGGGAGUAUAUAACAGCGAGAAAUCGUUUGACAAGGAACUGAGAACAGCGGAACGGCAGUACCGGGAAGCAAUUGCCCUCGACAUUGAAGACAUAUCAACAAACAAUCCAAGAGAUUUUUGGAAUAAAAUUAAUAAUCUUCGGCCAAGGAAAAAUAAAGACAUUCCCGUUGAAAUCAUAGACAGUAACGGGUGUGUAUGUCGUGAUGAAGGUUCGGUGUUGGACCGCUGGAGGUCGGAUUUUGCGAACUUAUAUUAAAGCAGCGAUAAUAGUUAAUUCGACGAAGAAUGUUUCGAUCGUAACAAAGUACAUAAACAUGUACUUGAACUAAAUCUGUUAGAUCCGUUAUAUACGCAAAAUGAACAGUUUAACUGUAAAAUAACACUAGAUGAAAUAACAAACAUCUUAAUGGCGGUGAAGUCAAGGUCAGCUUGUGGAGUCGAUCAGAUACCCUACGAUGUUCUGAAAUUCCCUGUAAUUUAUAUUGUUGUGUUACAGCAACUCUUUCAAUUGAUCAUGGAUGUCAGCAUUAGACAUACUGUUUGGCGGAAAUCUAUUAUAUGUCCAAUCUUAAAAGACUCGACCACUGAUUCUCGUCUACCAAUGAACUUCAGAGGUGUAAGCUUAUUGUCCUGUGUCAGUAAAAUAUACAGUUCACUUAUUAACAAGGGGCUCACACAUUAUCUAGACGAUAACGAUAUUCUUGCCGAAGAGCAAAACGGAUUCAGAAGCGGCCGCUUAUGCGAGGAUCACGUUUUCACAUUAGACAGUAUUGUAAGAGACAAUAACUCUGUAUUCGUUGCGUUUAUAGAUCUACGCAAAUGUGUUGAUUUUAUCGACCGAGAAAUGCUUUUGUAUAAACUUUUGCAAAACGGAGUUGACGGAAAACUCUAUAACUCUCUAUAUAUAAAGUAUAUAUAGCCAAACCGUAUCGUGCGUGCGGGUUAAUGGUCGUUUAACAGAGUGGUUCCGGUGUGACAAGAACAUGAAACAGGGAGACAACUUAUCGCCGACGCUCUUCUCUGUCUUCGUUAAUGACCAAGUAGUGGAAAUAAACAACCUUGACCUCGGGGUCAAGAUCGAUGAAACUUCUCCAUCCAUGUUACUAUACGCCGAUGAUAAAGUCCUUAUCGCCAACUCGGAGGCCGAUCUUCAGAUUAUCCUUAACCAAAUGCAUAACUGGUGUUAAUGAUGGAGGGUACUCAUUAAUACAGACAAAUCUAAAGUCGUGCAUUUUAGAAAGGAAUACCGGAAAGGAACACAACGAACCGAUACCGAAUUCAAAAUUGGAUUUAACUGUGGUGGAAAUUGUAGACACAUAUAAGUAUCUGGGGGUAGUUAUGCACGAAAAGCGUGAUUAUAGUUUUCACUGUGAAAUGCUUGCAAAAAGUGCCGGGGGAGCUCUCGGGUCUAUUAUAAAUAAAAUUCAUAAUAUGAAACAAUCUGACUUUAAAACCUAUGAAAAGCUAUAUAAUUAUUGUGUGAUAUCCAUAUCGGAUUACUGUAUAUCCAUUUGGGGAUUCAAACACUUCCAAUCAGCAGAAAAUGUUCAACACCGGGCAAUACGGUACUUUUUAGGUGUACACGCCUAUUUCAGCGUUACUAGGUGAAAUUGGAUGUUAACCGAGCAUCUACAGUAGAUGGCUUGCAAUGAUGAGGUUUUGGAAUAGACUUGUGAAACUUGACGAAAAUAGAUUAACCAAACGAAAAUUUGAUAGGGAUUACAGUUCAUCAAAUAACAAUAACUGGUGCAGUGAAUUUAAAACGGUCAUGUCUAGACUUAACCUUACGGAUUAGUAUAACCGUAAAAGUCCCAUUCAAAUGGAUUUAGCUAAAGAAAGCCUAACUCAGUUUUAUUCAUUAAUUUGAUCUAGAGACAAUGAACGUGUUUCAAAGUUAAGAACAUAUAGAACCUUCAAAACUGAAUUUGUCUGUAAAGAAUAGCUUACAAUGAACUUAAACAGAAAUGAACGCGCUUUGUUUGUGCAAUUCAGAAAAAGGAAUUCUGCCACUUAGGGUCUAGACCGGAAGGUAUGUGUGUGAAGCCCCCGAGCAAAGACGGUGUAGGCUGUGUCAAAGUGGACUGGUCGAAGAUGAAACUCAUUGUCUUGUUGAAUCUGCUCUUUAUGAGAACACACGAUCAGUUAUAUUUGAGAAUAUUUUGAACUCUAAAGAAUAUACUACAUGUCAAUCAAAUAAAGAUACAUUAGUUCGCUUGUUUAAAUGUCGUCCUAGAAAGUGUGCGAAAUGUGUUGUUAAUGCUUUUUAUAUCAGAAGCAGUAUGUUAUAUAAGUAAACAUAUCUGUUGUAUGCUGUUGUGUCAGUUUAAACUUUAAAAAACAAUAAUUAUGUAAAUUGACUUCUAAGUAUCAACUACGUAUUACAUGUUUUUCAGAAAUAUGCCUUCUUAAUUGGAUAAUUUUACUACUACUGAAAUAAUUCUUAUAUAUCUAACUUGGAUAAACCUGAAUGAAUUUUUUGACUCUAUAAUUUGCAUAAUUUUUUUUUGAAAUAGAACUAACUUCGAUAAACCUUAAUUCAAUUUCUUAUUGACUUAACAACUAUCAGAUAGAUGCUACAAUCGUAAUGGAUUUUAUCUAACGUUGAGUAAACCGUGUUUUAAAUGUUGAUAUAAUUAUUUAAUUAACCACUUAAAUAGUACAAUAGGACUGGUAAUUAUAUUAAAUCUUAAAAUCAAUAAAACCUCAUAUUAUUAUCUAUGUUUAAUAGUCUUAUAUUUUUGUGCUAAAUUGUUAAAAUUAAAAAGUUUUAUGUCAAGUUAAAUUGUUUGCCUGUGAAUACAUGUUGACAAUAUUCUAUUCAGUGAUGCAAUACUUAAGAUAAUCUUGUACAAUUCAUGUAUGUUUGAUGUAUUAACACUUCUGUAUGAUUAGUUCUUUUGAUGGCGCACAUAAUUGCAGAGCUAUUGGACGUGUAGGUAGCGAUCGACCCUAUCAACUGAAGCUCGUGUCCCGGUGUGCCGUAAUUUUUUGUGGUUUUGUGCGAAAUCAAAAGAACGUGUAUCAUAAGCUGUUAUUUAUUCACAAAAAAGUUCGGUCCGCAUACGAUUUAUAACUAUUGAACUCUUGUUAUGUUCUUAUAAAUAUAUUAUAUAGAAGAUGCUAAUUUAUUAAUUGAACUCAGUAUGUUGCUCAAAUAUUGUAUUGUCCAUAUGUAUAAUAAUGAUCAUGUUAUAUUUUGCACUGUUGUUAAGGUGAUUCAUAGGCCUAUUUAGCCGGUAGUUCUUUUAUGCAGUGUAUAUAUGUUUGUAAAUACCCUGUACGAAAACACAUGUCACUAUAAUAAACGAUUAUCUAUCAUAUGAACAAAACGUUCAACCGGCAAACGUCUCUCUUCAUACCAUGUGUAUGAUAUAUUUCACACUUUGUGAUAUGUUUAGGGAUAAUAAACAUUA